Molecule: messenger RNA, 5247 nt
Organism: Danio rerio (zebrafish)
Lineage: Eukaryota; Metazoa; Chordata; Actinopteri; Cypriniformes; Danionidae
Source: RefSeq, a predicted model, not a curated record
UGGUGUAUAAAAUUCAACCACAGGCAGGGAUUUUGCACGUCUUAAUGUAAACGACAAGAGGACCUGAUUGGCUCGUUGUCCAGCUGACGUCACGACUUUCCAAAGUAGCGGAAGCUGAAAGUUUUUUUUCAGUUGUAAACUGAUCUGUGGCGUGAGUGAGUGAGUGGAUGAAGAGAAAAUGAACAGUCGCUGCUUCACAACGCGCGUUUCAGACAGUCAACCUAAACUGUUUUAACACGAACUGCACAUUUUCAAGGACUUGUUUCGCUCCUGAUCUAGUUUGACAAUGUGGGAGCAGGCGGAAUUUGAGAAGCACUGGAAGAAUGAGUUUCCCGACGGUGAAGUGCCCGUGAUGAACCUCCACUCGGCGGAGGACAUUGAGGCUGAGCUGGAGAAAUGCAAAGCCAACCUGAAGGUGUUACAGCAGGCUCUGUCGGAGGAGAAGUUCAAGGUGAUUUACUUGCAGACCACCAUCGCGCGGAAGAAGAAAAAAUGUGACAUUGAGAAAUGCUGGAACAAAGGUUUAAAGAAAGACAACGCUUGCGGGACAGAAAGCAGAGGCGGGGACGAGCCGUUCGCUCGGGACUUACUCCAGGGCAGCAAGACAGGUAAACCCAUCCUCGCUCCUCCUCGGAAGAAGCCCGAAGUCUUGCAGGAAAACUCACCGGCUCCUGACAUCCCUGAGAGCGUUGCUGAGCAACCGAACAACGAGCCGGACAGUGACCGCGAGUUCGAGGACGAGGAGCUCAACCAGAACUUUGUGCAGAAAAACCUGCUCGUCCCGAAGGGUAACGUCCGGGAGAGUCACCGGCGGAACCCCCGUGUCCGCAUUAGUCGGGAUAUGGACUCGGAUGAUGGCAGAUUCUCGCCUUAUCUGCGCGGGUCUCACGGCUCGGGGCGCAGCACACCUGACGGAUACCUGAGCUCAGACCACGACGACUCCUCCUCCGCAGACUUUAACUACAACACUGAUGGCUACGAGGGAGAUCCUGCGGAGGACAGGAAGUCUCAAGAUGGCUCAGAAACGAUGCCCUUUAUCGAUGAGUCGCCCACCAUGUCUCCUCAUCUCUGCGCUCGAGGACAAGAUGGAGAGGCCGUUUCUCCUACACCACCAGAAGGGCUGCUGUCUGGGGGAGACAUUGAGAAAGGUCUGGAGAUGAAGAAACUGGUUCUGUCUGGUUUUCUGGCCAGCGAGGAGAUCUAUAUUAACCAACUGGAGGCGUUGCUGCUGCCCAUGAAACCUCUUAAAGCGACAGCUACAACUUCGAAGCCAGUGCUGACAGUGGAACAGAUCGACACCAUUUUCUUCAUGAUCCAAGACAUCUUUGAGAUCCAUAAGGAGUUUUAUGAUGCUCUUUCUCCCCACAUUCAGCAGUGGGAUGAGAAGGUCACUGUGGGGCAUCUCUUCCAGAAACUGGCCAGUAAGCUCGGCGUGUACAAAGCCUUUGUGGACAAUUAUAAAUUGGCAGUGGGGAUGGUGGAGAAAUGCAGCCAAGCCAACAUUCAGUUUCAGAAGAUCUCUGAGAAUCUGAAAGUUAAAGGUCCUAAGGAAUCCAAGGACUGCACUGCAACCGCCACAAUGGAGGCUCUCCUCUACAAACCUAUUGACCGGGUUACUCGAAGCACUCUAGUCCUGCAUGACCUGUUGAAGCACACUCCUAAGGAUCAUCCCGAUUUCCCCUUACUGCAGGACGCUCUGAGAAUAUCCCAGAACUUCCUGUCCAGCAUCAAUGAAGAGAUCGACCCACGCAGGACUGCCGUGACCACACCAAAGGGAGAGGCUCGUCAGCUGGUGAAGGACGGCUUCCUGGUGGAGGUGUCGGAGGGAACGCGUAAACUCCGUCAUGUCUUCCUCUUCACAGACCUUCUGCUCUGCGCCAAGAUGAAAAAGACCGCAGUUGGGCGGCAUCAGCAGUAUGAGUGUAAAUGGUACAUUCCUCUGGCUGAUCUGAGCUUUCAGACACUGGACGAGUCGGAUUCUCUCCCGCACGUUCAGACGCUUGCCGAGCACGAGAUCGAGGAGAUGAAGAUCAAGAUAUCCUCCAUCAAGAGCGAGAUCCAGAAAGAGAAGAAAGCGCAGAAGGGUCAGAGCCGGAAUGUGGAUCGUCUCAGGAAGAAGAUGAACGAGCAGGAGUCUUGUUUGCUGUUAAACUCCCCCACCAUCCCAUUCCGCAUCCACAACAAACACGGCAAGAGCUACCUGUUCCUGCUGUCCUCAGAUUAUGAGAGGUCGGAAUGGAGGGAAAGCAUUCAGAAACUGCAGAAGAAAGACCUGCAGGCAUGUGUGUUGAGUUCAGUAGAGCUGCAAGUGUUAACCGGCUCAUGUUUUAAACUCAGAACUGUUCACAACAUCCCCGUCACCAGCAACAAAGAUGAUGAGGAAUCUCCUGGUCUGUACGGCUUCCUGCAUGUGAUUGUCCAUAAAGCCACAGGCUUCAAGGAAUCUGCCAAUCUGUACUGUACGCUGGAGGUGGACUCUUUCGGCUACUUUGUCAGCAAAGCCAAAACACGUGUGUUCAGAGACACAACAGAACCACAGUGGAACGAGGAGUUUGAAAUCGAGUUGGAGGGCUCACAGUGUCUGCGCAUCUUGUGCUACGAGAAGUGUUACGACAAAUCGAAACUCAACAAGGACGACAACGAGAUCGUGGACAAGAUCAUGGGCAAGGGUCAAGUACAGCUGGACCCACAGACGGUGCAGUCCAAAAACUGGCACAUGGAUGUCAUAGAAAUGAACGGGAUUAAAGUAGAGUUUUCGAUGAAGUUUACAAGCCGAGACUUGAGCUUGAAGCGGACGCCGUCUAAGAAACAGAGCGGCGUGUUUGGAGUCAAAAUCAGCGUGGUGACAAAACGCGAGCGCUCCAAGGUGCCUUAUAUUGUGCGGCAGUGCAUAGAGGAGGUGGAGAAGAGAGGGAUUGAUGAAGUGGGCAUUUACAGGAUCUCUGGAGUGGCCACAGACAUCCAGGCCCUCAAAGCUGCGUUUGACGCCAAUACCAAAGAUAUCCUGAUGAUGUUGAGUGAUAUGGACAUUAAUGCCAUAGCAGGGACGCUGAAACUGUAUUUCAGGGAACUGCCAGAACCUCUUCUCACGGAUCGGCUGUACCCGGCCUUCAUGGAGGGCAUUUCUUUAUCAGAUCCUGCAGCAAAAGAAAACUGCAUGAUGCAUCUGCUGCGCUCGCUGCCAGACCCAAACCUCAUCACAUUCCUCACCCUGCUGGAACACCUCAAGAGGGUGGCAGAGAAGGAGCCGAUCAACAAGAUGUCUCUGCACAAUCUGGCCACAGUGUUUGGUCCGACUCUCCUGAGGCCGUCAGAGUCCGAGAGCAGUAAAGCCCAAAUCACACUGGCCUCCGACAUCUGGUCUCAUGAUGUCAUGGCACAGGUUCAGGUAUUGCUGUAUUACCUGCAGCAUCCGCCCAUAUCCUUCGCUGAGCUGAAGAAGAACACACUCUACUUCUCCACUGACGUCUAACACACACACACGCCACGCCAUCCAGUUCUUCAGUACACAAGCAACGCCAUCAGCAAGAGACUGUGUUCAUGUGCAGCCCGGAGAAGAGCUGCGGCAAGAGGAGGACCACCUGAGAGAGCCCACCAUUCACCGUCAACACAAGCAAAUCACACACUUAUCACACCGCUGUCCUGCCAACCACAAACACCACCCCAUUACCGUCCCGUCUGAAGGUUUGUAUGAUGGGAUGUUGGCUCAUCAGAGACACAGAUGCAUGCUGGGAUGUCUGUGAACUCCUCUGAAGCCCAGCUCAGUGAUCCCGGAGCUGGAUUACUACGGUAAAUUUCUCCUCUUCCCCAAGAGACAUUCCGGUAAACAUCAGCAUUGACAUGUUUAUACACAUGAUUUGUUUUGUUUAGUGUCAGAAGCUUUUGUGCAUGUGAUAUGAGCGUGUGUGUGUGUGUGUGUGUGUGUGUGUGUGUGUGUGUGUGUGUGCGUGUGUGUGUGUGUGAGUGAGAGAGAAAGGAAGAGCAAAUGCGUUUGUUCAGAAUUAAAUCUCAUGGUGCGAGUAUUUCCUUCUAAGCAAAUCUUUUCCCAGACCUUUUCUCGUCCAAGUACAUCCAGGCCAAAAGAAUUGCCCUAUUUAUUAUGAAUAUAUACUGUUAAUUGUGCCUGUACAGUUCAGUACACAUGGAGACUCUGCAGAACCGUUCAUUUGCAAUUUAUUUUGGUCUGUUUUUGAUUCAUUUUAACUGUCAGUAUAGGCUUGAUUAUGCUGUAGACAAGAGUUAAUGCAACACUCCACUUUUUUUGGGGGGGGGGGGGGGGAUUGGCUCAUUUUACAACUUUCCUACAGUUAAACAGUUGAUAUUUACCAUUUUUAAAUCAAUUCAGAUUAAUUAUUCAGAUGAUUGCUGGGUCACUUUUAGUUUAGCUUAGCAAAAAUCAUUGGAUUGGAUUAGACCAUUAGCACCUCUCUCAGAAAAGGCCUAGAAAAUAGCAACUUUUUAGUGUCGUUUGGUCUUAGUACACAAAUGAACUACAGAAGAGUGAAGCUUUAAAUAAGAAAAAUAUCAGAACUCUUCUUGAAAUAUUUAAGCGAGAAGCUAAUGGUCUAAUCCGAUUCAGUGAUCUAUGCUAAGCUAAAAGUCCUCUCACCAGUCCCAGAGAUUGGCUGAAUAGAUUAAAACAAGGUAAAACUGAACUGUUUCACUUUAGGGGAGUUGUAAAAUGAGCCUAUUUCCAAAAUAAGAAGUGGAUUGUUGGUUUAAAUCAGCCAGCUUUUUGGGACGAGUCACGGUAUGCAACAUAGUGAGAUUGUACUUGGGGAAAAAUGCUAAAUUUGAUGUCUUGAUUCUGGGGGGAAAUCGUCUCCUGAUGUGUCUGACGAUACUUCAGUGUGUUCUGUAGGAAGAGUUGUGUUAUGGCCUUUUUUCUGCAUGUUCAGCUUGUCAGAGGAAAAACGGACAUGAUUACACAACGGUUUAUUUUCUUCUGUGUAUUUUGAUUUUAUUUAAUUGUUAUUAUUAUUAUUUUUUACUCCACCGCUGAAGAGCGCUGGCAGAGCGGAGGAAAAACUCAAGGUUUCUGCUAUAAAGCCAGUGAUGUGUACUUCAUAAGCACUGUUAGAUUGCGAACUAUUUGAUAUUUUAAUAUAAGAUUGAAAGGAAAUAGAAAAACUGGUGUAUUUGAUUUCUGUUGGAAAGAUAUUGAGGAUACUGUAUUAACAAGGGUAAAUGUUGAUGUGACCUUUUUUCUCCGUUUUUAGUAAAAGAAAUAAAAAUGUACCUUGAACA